GGAUCAGUAUAUAAUGUGUUAUGUCCUCCAGCCUGUUCCCUUUCCCUUUCCAACUUUUUCUUCUCUCUCCCUCUCUCUUUCUCUCUCUGUGUCUCUCCCUGUCUCUCUCUUUCCCCUAGCCCUGACCAAACUGAUCGAUCCAGCUUCAAAACAUUCAGAAAACCUCUUCUAGCUUACAGAUCACUGGUCCAACUUGGCUUCCAAUUUGAAUCUGGUUGGAAGGUAAGAGAAAGUGAAAGAGAGAUUCAAGGGAAGGAAAGGAAACAAAGAUCUCAUCUUAGAGUGGAGAAGAGGAGGAAGAAGAAGAAGAUGACACCAAAUUUGGCCUCUCAAUUUGGUGACACGACCUACACCAAAGUGUUUGUGGGAGGGCUGGCUUGGGAGACUCAUAAGGAAACCAUGAAGAAAUAUUUUGAGCAGUUCGGGGAUAUCUUGGAGGCUGUAGUCAUCACUGACAAGAAUACCGGCAGAUCUAAAGGCUAUGGAUUUGUUACCUUUCGUGAGGCUGAGGCAGCCAUGAGAGCUUGUGUUGAUCCUUCUCCGGUGAUAGAUGGAAGGAGGGCUAAUUGUAAUCUUGCUUCUUUAGGGGUGCAAAGAACAAGACCCCCUACACCUCAACAUGGUGGAAGCAGGAGCUUUAGGGUGAUGAAAUCAUAUCAAGGAGGUGUUCAAGCUGGUGGCAUGGCUACAGCUUUCCCUUCUCCUGUCACCUUCCCUCAUUAUGCCAUCCAUCAGGGUAUUCCAUAUAAUGUAUACGGCUAUUCCCCUUACUCUCCGGACUACCCUUGCCCUACGGCAUACUAUAAUGUCUAUGGGGGUGGGGCUGGUCAUCAAUAUCCAUUAUAUGGUGGGAAUAGUACUGCUACUGGUAAUGGAAUGGUAACUGGAACAAAUGCUUUCUAUCCAUAUUUUCAGUUUGGUCAUGGACAUACAGGCUAUGGCUUACAGUAUCCACAGCUGUUCCAGUACUCUGAGAUGAACUCAACAGCUGGAAUUACAGGAUUUGCAGCUCAGCACUAUGGAGUUUCGCCUGUUUCUCUGGCCCCAAGCACCCCAGCACAAGUUGCAGGCUUGACAAUGUCUCUCAUGACUGCACCCUCUCUUCCAACUCCAGCAGCAAACCACCACUACAGGUUUAUCCCUUCUCAAUUCCCCACCACAGCCAUUCGUGAGCAACCUUUGGCCUAACCAUGGUUAAAAUUUCUUCAUUUGUGCCCCCUUAGCUCCAUCAUCUCUUCCUUUGUUAUUUCUUUGUCCAUUCAUUCACAUAUGAAAAUUAAACCAUGCAAUCGCACGUACAAAGAUAAGGAAGAUCAAAACCUAAAGCCAUGGGAUGGUUUGAAGCUUUAGCUAAAGCUCUGGGAUGGGCUUAAAGCUAACCUUCUUCUAUGCACACUCCAAGGGUUGGGGUGUUUCAUCAACAAAGAGAAACUAGAGAGACAUUCUCGUCUAACUUCAUAGAUAUAAAUGCAUGCCUAAGUUGGACAACUUGGGCUUCGUUUGGGACAGCUUUUUUAUUUUUUCUUGAGACAACUUUCUAGUACAAAAAUUAUUGUUUUUUUAUGCUAGAAAGCUGCUUCAAAAAAUAGUAAGAAAACCGAUCCAAACGAAACUUUAGACUUUAUGUCAAAAAGUACAGCAGUUAUAUACAUAGAGUAAGCAAGUAUUUUUCUAUGCUUGCAAUGUUAUUAAUUAGGUCGACCACAUGUGGUUACUUGGCAGGUUUUGUUGUAUAGGGCAAAGGCUUAGCCCUUCCACAUUUUCUCCUAACUUCAGCUAGUUCUCUAGUGGACUUAGCUGACCCACAUCAUUAUUUCUUCUCAUGCAUGCAUGUGCCUCUUUAGUACUGGGCAAGCUAACAUGUCAACCUUAUCUAUGAUAAGGUAAGAAUACCUUUCUUUUUUUCACUCUUUAUUGUGUAAUUAGAUGCAUAUGGCUGAUUAUCAGGCUCUAUGGUGAGCUUGUUUUUUUCAGCUAGAGGAGGGCUAAUGUUUUGGUAUUGGCCUUCCUUUGUCUUCUAACUGAGCUAGGACUCUAGAGGUGGCUUUGGAGUUCUAGUUGCACUUGGGAGAAUUUUUUUCUUCCAUCAAUCAUGUAAACAUUGGACCCUAGGGAGAUGUUUUUGGUCUCUUUGGUCCAAGUUUUAAUAGGCAUCCAAAGUAGAUCUACCAUGGUUAGGUUCAUGAUCUCUCUCUCUCUCUCUCUCUCUCUCUCUCUCUCUCUCUCUCUUUCAAGAGUUCUCUAUCUCAAGAACUUGGCAUGUAACAUUAAGAAGACUUAUGAUGAUGCUUUUAAUUAAGUAGACUACUUAUGAUGAUGCUUUUAAUUAAGUAGACUGUUUAAUGGAUUGUAAUAACUAAGAAUGCUAUUAUCUUAGGCAGUUUGUUUGGCACUGAAUUAUAUUAGUACUUAUAUGUUUGUAGUUGAUGUGAUGUGGCUUCAAAACUUUAUGAUGUGUAAUUUUUGUGUUAUGGGUAAAUUAAUUAAUUGCUUCUGGUA
This is a messenger RNA of Dendrobium catenatum, 2499 nucleotides long. RefSeq names its product RNA-binding protein 38. The record is from RefSeq and is a predicted model, not a curated record. NCBI's taxonomy places the organism in Eukaryota, Viridiplantae, Streptophyta, Magnoliopsida, Asparagales, Orchidaceae. The transcript has 6 exons. Gene Ontology annotation, molecular function: RNA binding. Bases 310 to 1188 code for a protein of 292 amino acids.